This is a messenger RNA of Corylus avellana, 864 nucleotides long. The record is from RefSeq and is a predicted model, not a curated record. NCBI's taxonomy places the organism in Eukaryota, Viridiplantae, Streptophyta, Magnoliopsida, Fagales, Betulaceae.
AUGGACAAUCAGGUAGUAGAGCAAGAAGAAGACACUACGGGGCAAGAAGGGGAAGAGUGUGGCAACAAGGAGAAGAGAUAUGCUGAUCCAUCUAUAGCCACACCCAUUAUUGAGGACCCUCCUAGGUCAUUUAUGCCUAAAGCGCCUUACCCUAAAAGGUUGCAAGCACUCAAGAGAGGAAGGAAGUUUGAGCACAUUUUGGAGGUGUUCAAGCAAGUCCAAAUCAAUAUCCCAUUUUUGGACGCCAUCCAACAAGUACCUUCAUAUGCCAAGUUCUUCAAAGACUUGAUUACAGUGAAGAGGAAAACGAAUGUUCCAAGGAAGGCAUUCCUGACCGAGCAGUUGGGGCUAGGAGAGUUGAAGCCCACAGCCAUGACAUUGCAAUUGGCUAACAGGUCAGUGAAGGUUCCACAAGGAAUAGUUGAGGAUGUCUUAAUUAAGGUAGAUAAGUUUUAUUUCCCCGUGGAUUUUAUUGUGCUUGACACAGAGCUGGUUCAUAAUGUGGGAAGUCAAAUACUGGUAUGCUUGAUAGAGGAGAUCAUUGAGGAGGUUAUUGAAAAGUCAAGCAUAGAGGACCCCCUGGAGGCAUGCUUUGCUCAGUUCGGAGAAGAUUUGGACCUGGACAAGUUGCUUGAGCAUACAGGUGUGAUUUUGGAGACUACUCCUCUGGUGAGCAGUGAGAAGGAGGAGACAAUAGUACCGGAUCCCCCUAAGAAGGAACUUAAACCUCUACCGGACACUCUCAACUAUAAGUUUCCAGGUCCAGCAGAUUCUUUGCCUGUGAUUAUAGCUUCGGAUUUGGUUGAUGCUCAAAAGGAGAAAUUGUUAGAGGUUUUAAGAAAACACAAGGAAGCUAUCAGCUAG